This is a messenger RNA of Ascochyta rabiei, 2610 nucleotides long. RefSeq lists its product as uncharacterized. Gene Ontology annotation, cellular component: gamma-tubulin complex; spindle pole; centrosome. Gene Ontology annotation, molecular function: microtubule minus-end binding; gamma-tubulin binding. NCBI's taxonomy places the organism in Eukaryota, Fungi, Ascomycota, Dothideomycetes, Pleosporales, Didymellaceae. The transcript has 2 exons. Bases 1 to 2610 code for a protein of 869 amino acids. Gene Ontology annotation, biological process: cytoplasmic microtubule organization; meiotic cell cycle; microtubule nucleation. The record is from RefSeq and is a predicted model, not a curated record.
AUGGCCCAGAACGCGAAGAUUGCGGGCCUCACAGAUGAGCUCAUAUGCUCGAUACUGCAGUUCGACCCUGCGACCAACAGACAAGCGUACAAACGUGCGAAAGACCUCGCAGCGAGAGGCCUACGCGGGCACCAGUACGCUCGAACGAACCAGUUCGAUGUCCAGAACAGCUUUGUUGGCCUCGACGAGAAAUGUCGUGUCAAAAACCGCGACGAUCUGGCUGAUGCCUUGCAGCUGAGGCUGCAGAGACUGGAAAGCGUGACCAACAAGUUCAAACCGGAGUUCCUGUCCUUGUUGCUUCAACUUUCUGGCAGGCCGCUGGAAAACACUCGUGUAGAGGCAUUGGACCUGCUGAGCCCACCGAGCCCACCGCCACAGCUGACUUGGAACGAGAUCCUAGAGGAGGAUCCGUAUAGCGACGAGGACAUAUGGAAAGACAUUGACUACGCCGUUGAAUCCUCCGGCGAUGAGCAUAUCCCACAGAAGCGCAAGAAGCAGCAAGCCACGCCUGCGACAAGCGUCGAUGAGGAUGACACUUACAAUCCGGAAUCUUGUCUUGACCCAACUCACAAUGUCCUUUUGUUAGAUGUCGAAGCAGCGCAGUUCUGGUCUUCCUUCCCGGCCGAAGAGGGUGCUAAGACCGAGAUCACAGAGCUACAAGCUAUCAGAGAGACCCUUUUCAUGCUCGGUGGACUACAGACAAGCUUGUACACAAUGGAUAAGGGGCGAAGCAGUGUGCGUGUCAAUGCACGCUUUAAGCUGAGCCACGCUGUCGUCGCCACCGUGGACCACCUCUUGUCCCAGCUUGCAAGUAUUGGCAAGGACCUUCUUCGACUACGACAAUGGUCACGGCGAUCCUCGAUACUACCACUCCUCCAAACUUUCGAAGCAGUCACGCGUGAACGUCUUUCAGAGUUCGAUUUUCGCAUCUCGCAACUACACCGAUGCUAUCUCACGCCUGAGUCACCGGUUGCAGUGAGCUUGUUGACGCUGUACAGCAAUGUCCGAACCGAAGCUGAGCAAAUACUUCAUCUGUCGCAGCUCGUAUCGGACGUCGAACCCCGAUUGCUCAUCAACCCAUUCAGCCACUUGGAAGAGCUCUUCAGCCAGACUUCACUCGCGCAAAUGACGCUUCAGAAGGCCAAUUUUGACUACUUUUCUGGCAUGCUCUUCGACUGUUUGCAGACCUAUCUAAAGCCGAUUCGGAGAUGGAUGGAAGACGGUGAACUGGGCGCGAACGACGAGACGUUCUUCGUCUUCGAAACGGAUUCAGGUAGUGAUGCUGCCUCGAUGUGGCAUGAUCGUUUUGUGCUACGUCGCGAUGCACAAGACCAAUUGCGGUCCCCAUCCUUUCUACAGCCGGCCGCCAUGAAGAUCUUCAACACCGGAAAGAGCGUUGUAUUCCUCAAGGAGCUUGGGUACAGCCACAAUCUUGUGCGGAAACCCGAGAGGGAACCACGCCUGGACCACCUUACCGUAUGUGGCUCCUCGGGCGAUGUGCCCUUGUCACCGUUCCAGGAGCUCUUCCAGAUUGGGUUUGAAAAAUGGAUCCGAAGCAAGUAUUCACUAGCAUCUACGUCUCUGCGUACACAUAUUUUUGAAUCUCAAGGCCUGAUGCGCAUCUUAAACACGUUCCAGAUGCUGUAUCUCGGCAGCAAUGGCGCAAUCUUCGAGAACCUGGCGAACGCAAUCUUUGAGCGCAUUGACUCCGGGCACAGAGGUUGGAGCGACAGAUACAUGUUGACGGAACUUGCUCGAGGCAUCUACGGUGCUGUGCUACAACCGCAAGAUGCCGAGAGAAUCGUGGUGCGCUCCACCAAACCGAAGGAUCAGACACGAUCCGUCAAAGGCCUGGCCGUCGUGUCAGUCGACUAUUCGCUACAUUGGUCUAUCCUCAAUAUCAUUCAGCGCUCCUCGAUGCCCAUCUACCAACAGUUUCAUACCCUGCUUAUACAGACCUAUCGCGCUAAAUACGUCCUUCAGCAGUCUCGUCCUACGCGCUCGCACAAGUUCAAACAAGCUGCACAGCUUAUCUACAAACUCCGACACAGGCUUACCUGGUUUGUUGACAUCCUGCGCUCCUACUAUACUGAGACUGUCGUGGCUUUCACAGGUCAAGACAUGGAGGCUGCGAUGAACAACGCAGCAGACAUUGAUGAAAUGGCACAGUGUCAUGUAAAGUAUGUGGCGAGGCUACAGGAGCGAGCUCUGCUAUCGGAAGAUCUCAAACCCAUCCACAAUGCUGUCCUUGGAAUGCUGGAUUUGGGCAUUCUUUUCGCGAAGGCCGUCACGGACGCUGACAGCAGCGAGUCCGGCAGAAUGCGACGCUCAGCAUUGAGGCGAAAAAGCACUGCGCUUCAACUCGUUACUGCGGAAACCUCGGAUUCAGAAAACGACGAGAACGCCGAAGAAGAUGUAGGCAGGAGUAAGGCGUCAAAACGAGCAAUAGGGCAAAGUACACAAAAAACACUUGAUGUGAUCGACCAAGAGUUCGAAAGACUACUACCCUUCAUCACAGCAGGCCUCCGAAGUGUUGGACGAGUAGGCGCUGAACCCAUGUGGGAGCAGUUGGCCGAGAGGCUCGAGUGGGAAGGAGUUAAAAACAGAUAG